Messenger RNA from Epithele typhae, 1692 nucleotides. Its product is annotated as cytochrome P450. The transcript has 13 exons. NCBI's taxonomy places the organism in Eukaryota, Fungi, Basidiomycota, Agaricomycetes, Polyporales, Epitheliaceae. The record is from RefSeq and is a predicted model, not a curated record. Bases 1 to 1692 code for a protein of 563 amino acids. Gene Ontology annotation, molecular function: iron ion binding; oxidoreductase activity, acting on paired donors, with incorporation or reduction of molecular oxygen; heme binding.
AUGGAGCGUUCAAGUCCAGCCCUACUCACGGUCGGCGUCGCCGCGCUCGCCACCUUCGUCGCACUCCGCUUUCUCCGCUCCCGGUCACCGUUGAGCAACAUUGACGGCCCGCCGUCUACUUCGUGGGUUCUAGGGAGCUUAGGAUCGUUCUUUUCCCUCGACAACUUGGACUUUGUCCGCCAUGUGCAGGAAAGGUACGGCCCAGUGGCGCUAUUCAAUAGCCCCUUGUUGGGCAAAGUGAUAUUCACGCGCGACCUCAAGGCUCUUCACUCCGUGUACAUCAAGGAUGCCGAAGUGUGGUCUCGCGGAAAGCUCAACAACGUAGCGGGUCAAGCCAUUAUGGGCCCGGGCCUUCUGACAACACAUGGGGACAUGCACCGGCGCCAGCGGAAGAUGCUGACGCCCGUAUUCUCCGCGGCGUACAUGCGCAGCGUCACGCCGCUGUUCUACGACAUCAUCGGAAAACUCGAAGAUGCGAUCGGCACGCGCCUGCGCGCGCAGGGAGGAUCCGGUGAAGUCGACAUGGUCGCCUGGAUGGGCCGCGCGGCGCUCGAGCUCGUCGGACAAGGGAUCCUCGGCCACAGCUUCGACCCGCUCGUCGCGGACACGAAGGACGAGUUCACCGAGGCUGUCAAGUCCUUCUCACCGACGCUCGCGCACAUCACGUACGCGUUGGCGAUCCUCUCGCUCGUGAGGCACGUUAUGCCCGCGCGGCUCGGAAGCGCGUUCGCGCGGCUCUGGCCAGACCCGCACACGCGGCGGAUGAAGUGGCUCUCGGACUUCCUGUACGGCCGCUCGCGUGCGCUGUUCGAGGAGAAGCGCGCGCGCCUCGUCAAGGGGGAGGACGCGGAGCUCGCGCACCAGGUCGGGGAGGGGCAGGACGUGAUGAGCAUUCUGUUGCGCGAGAACAUGCUCGCGAAGGAAGAGGACCGGCUUCCGGACGACCAGAUCGUCGCGCAGGUGAUCACGUUCAUCAUUGCGGGCGUGGACACGACGUCGAACUCGCUCGCGCGCGUUCUGGACGUGCUAUCCAAACAUCCGGAUGCGCAGAAACGGCUGCGCGAGGAGGUGCUGGAGGCGCGCGAGGCAUACGGCAAGGAGAUACCGUACGACGACCUGUCGGCGCUGCCGUAUCUGGACGCCGUUUGUCGCGAGACGCUCCGUCUAUUAUCGCCGGUUGGGAGCUCCAUGCGCGAGUGCGUAACCCAGGCAGAGCAGGAUACGACGCUGCCUCUGCAGCGCCCGAUUACCGGGAAAGACGGGGCCCAGAUCUCCGAGAUCAUCGUCCCGAAAGGGACGUUCUUCAUUGCGGACAUUAGCGGGGUCAACACGAGCAAAGAGCUCUGGGGUGCGGACGCGCACCAGUGGAAGCCUGAGCGGUGGCUGGGCCCGCUGCCCGCCGCGGUCGAAGAGGCGCACAUCCCCGGAAUCUACGCGCACCAGAUGACUUUCAUCGGAGGCGGGAUGUCGUGCAUAGGGUUCAAAUUCUCGCAGCUCGAGAUGAAGAUGGUCCUGGCAACGCUUGUCGCGGCGUUUGAGUUCAAGCCCUCUAAGAAAUCUUUCGUGUGGAACUCGGCGGGUGUGUCGUAUCCUUCGGCGAAGAUGGGAGACAAGGAUCCUCAGAUGAUCCUGGAGGUUUCCCUAGCAAAGUCGUCGUGGCUUGGGGACAGUGUCCGGUGCAACUGUGAAUGA